UAUUAAUGUUAGUUCUUCUUUCUUGAAUAAUAACUCUGCAUUUUAUUUCUUCCGUAUCAGUGUCAAACGACUAAAUAAAAAUGCAAGCUGAAUUUUUAUUUGUUCUCUUCGUUGGGGUCCUAGCAAACACUUUGAUAGGUACCGAUGCUCAGAGCUCAUCACAAUGUGGCUGCACUCAAAAUGAAAAUUAUAGAUGUCAAUACUUAUCUGGAAAUGAAAAAAACAGACUUCUUGAUUCAUUCUUUUUUACGACUGGAACCCGACAAGUAGACUUUGGUACCGUCUGGCUAUUGGCACUAUUCGAGAAGUACCCAGAGUACAAAGAACAAUUCGCAAGAUUUAAGGACAUACCAAACUAUUGUCUACUGAAUAAUAAAGAAUUCAGACAAGUAUCAUCUAGUUACACUGCUGCAUUCAACGAUCUUGUUCGUUCUGUUGUUUUGGAAGAUAUCAGCAAUGUAGAACUUUGGAGACGUUGGCCAUGCCCCCUUGCACCAUCAGGUUACAGUCAAAAGGAUAAGAACGUUGUCCAAGAUGUUUUCAUCGCAGCUGUCAGUUGCAACCAGGACAACUUCGAUCAAGUUGAUGCCAAUACCUGGAACAAAGCCUGGAGCAUUAUUUGGCGUAAUUACGUAUCAGGCGCUCGUGAAUCACGAACCCUGUCACAAUAAAACUGCGAAUAAUUUAAUCAUUUUCUGGAAAAAAAUUACGUCAGCCGUACAUUUAAUAUUUAUAUUUUAUUUAAAAUCCAUCUACAGUAAUUAAUAUAUAUCAAUUACUUGAAUGUACACAGCUGGCUAGAAUAUAAUUUAAGAGUACAGAAAAUAAAAAUUCCAUCCACAAUAAUUAAAAAAAUUAUUUAUUUAUCAUUUACUUCAACUCUUAACAAUCAUACCAAAAUGACCGCACUAGACAAAAUAAUAUUUUGCUCAGGCACUAAAAAAU
This is a messenger RNA of Microplitis demolitor, 945 nucleotides long. RefSeq lists its product as uncharacterized. The transcript has 4 exons. The record is from RefSeq and is a predicted model, not a curated record. Bases 81 to 671 code for a protein of 196 amino acids. Lineage: Eukaryota; Metazoa; Arthropoda; Insecta; Hymenoptera; Braconidae. Gene Ontology annotation, molecular function: oxygen binding; heme binding.